ACAUGGAGUCCGUGAGAUUGUCAACCCUGACUUUGACAUGCGGACUGAGCCGAGGGAGAUGAGACAUGGAGUCCGUGAGAGAGUCAAUCUUGACUUUGACAUGCAGAGUGAACUGAGUGAGAGGGCCCCGGAGCCCAAACCACACAGAGCUGCUGAGAGAGUGAGGAGCCACACGCUUCCCACUGACACCAGCGCUGAAGAUUUUAACGACGUGUCCCAAUACAAGCCCGUCCAUAAGCUGAUUAAGGAGACCAACCUCAAGCAUGAAAACGUCAGGCACCAUCGCUCCCAGUCCCAGCACAGCGAGGCCAAGCCUGAGGUGAGCUUAGAGCGGGUGUCGAGCUUCAAGGUGUCACAGAUGAAGAAGGCGUUUGAUGUCACCAAGAAGCCCACAGAGCCCUGUGUGGAGAGGAAGCCAUCACCUAAGAAAGACAUGAUCAGGCGAGUGGUGCGGGCAAGCAAGUUCCGUCACGUCUUUGGCCAGGCGCUUAAGAAUGACCAGUGCUACGAUGACAUCAGGGUCUCGCGUGUCACCUGGGACAGCUCCUUCUGCGCUGUCAACCCCAAGUUUGUUGCCAUCAUCGUAGAGGCCAGUGGAGGCGGAGCCUUCCUCGUUCUCCCCCUGCUUAAGUCUGGACGCAUUGAUAAGGCCUACCCCACCGUAUGCGGGCAUACAGGCCCCGUGCUGGACAUCGACUGGUGCCCACACAAUGACCACGUCAUCGCCAGCGGCUCAGACGACUGCACAGUCAUGGUGUGGCAGAUCCCCGAGAACGGCCUCACCCUUCCAAUGGCGGAACCCGUGGUGGUGCUGGAGGGCCACUCCAAGAGGGUGGGCAUCGUGGCGUGGCACCCGACCGCCCGUAAUGUCCUACUGAGCGCCGGCGGCGACAAUGUGGUCAUCGUCUGGAACGUGGGGACAGGCGAGGCGAUGAUCACGCUGGACGACAUGCACCCCGACGUCAUCUUCAGCGUGAGCUGGAGCCGCAAUGGCGCCCUCAUCUGCACCGCCUGCAAGGACAAGAAGGUGCGCGUCAUCGACCCCCGCAAGGAGCAGAUUGUUGCGGAGAAAGACAAGGCCCACGAAGGGGCGCGGCCUAUGAGGGCUAUCUUCCUGGCGGACGGGAACGUCUUCACCACGGGAUUCAGUCGCAUGAGUGAGAGGCAGCUGGCACUCUGGAACCCGAAAGCCAUGGACGAGCCCAUCACAGUGCACGAGAUGGACACUAGCAAUGGGGUCCUGCUCCCCUUCUAUGACGCUGACACUAGUGUAGUGUACCUGUGCGGAAAGGGGGACAGUAGCAUCCGCUACUUUGAGAUCACGGAGGAGGCCCCGUACGUGCACUACCUCAACACAUUCUCCAGCAAAGAGCCCCAGCGGGGGAUGGGCUACAUGCCCAAGCGCGGCCUGGACGUCAACAAAUGCGAGAUCGCCCGGUUUUACAAACUGCAUGAAAGAAAAUGUGAGCCCAUCAUUAUGACAGUCCCUCGAAAGUCGGACCUGUUCCAGGAUGACCUCUACCCAGACACGGCAGGGCCGGACCCUGCUGUGGAGGCAGAUGACUGGUUCGAGGGCAAGAACGGCGACCCCAUCCUCAUCUCCCUCAAGGACGGCUACAUCCCCGGCAAGAACCGCGACCUGAAGGUGGUGAAGAAGAACAUCCUGGAGGCCAAGGUGGCCAAGAAGCCGGAGGGCACGGUCACCGAAACCAAACCAGGAUCUCCCAAACCCACCGUACAAAAUGAGGCGAAAAUGGAGGAGCUCUUGCGGGAGGUGAAGUCUCUCAGGGACAUGGUUACUCUUCAGGACCGCCGGAUCGCCAAGCUUGAGGAGCAGGUCGCCAAGGUCGGCAUCUAACGGAGAACCAGCGAGCGAGCGAGCGAGCGAGCGAGAGUACGGAGAGACUGCCAUCAGAACCGCUCAGAACCACCAUCCACUCUGAAGAGAGAGAUUCCAACAGGCCCGGGGGCCUGUCACUGCCAAAAAAAUACGCCCCAGUACUCCCCCGUUUCAGUCCAGUUAUCCACACACACACACACACACAUACACAAAUAUAUCCAUAUACUCACACACACACACAUGCAAAGACACCUGUUCUCCAUAGUCCUCUAGAGACAGUCCCCGACAACAUUCCAAAAUGAACUUUUAUUUUUCAUGCCAAUCCCCCCUCAAUGUUUUUAAGAAUUCAUGGCGCAGGAUUAAAAUCUUGCCUCCAGAACAUGAAUAUGAAUUAAUGAAUAAACGUUUUUUCUGUUGUUAUUAUGGUUGUUGAAUUAUUGGAAGUUGUCUUACUUUUUUUCAUUACUGUAAAAUUUGUGAACAUUCUGAUGUUGACUAAGAAGUUACUGAGACGUAUCCAAGAUAUUGCUUCGAUGCAUUUAGAUUUCUUUUGUUAACGGGAGCAUCAGUAUUGCCAUAGUUCCUCAACUUGUUUUGGAGUUGCCAAAUUUGAAAGGUGAAUCGCUAAAUCCACCUUGUGGUCGUUUUAUAUUCUUUCCACUUGUAUAUUUUUUUUCUCUCUUUCUAUGUAUUCCAGGCGUAACAAGGGGUGAUGCAAUAGAAUGGUUUUACUCUAAAUUGAAGUUUUCUCAGAUUGUGUUUGUUUUGUUUUUGGUUUUUUACAGUCUCAAUACCCAUUAGUUGGCCCCAACAAUAGUAAACAGGGGGGAUUUUAAUGAGUAUAGAAGAGGAGCAGCAUGUCAUCUAGUAUUGCAGAUACCCCUUGUCAAUAAUCAGGCCCAUCAAUCAAAUCUAUUGCCACCUCUUCCCGAAGGAAGGCAUUCAGUGUAAUUUGUCUUCUAGAGUGGGUUGAGUCGAGAUGAUGUUGCCACGGUCAUUGCACUCAUGCAGUGACAAGGUGGGGAGAUGUAGUCAGAGAGUUUCAUCCCAACAACUAUUCCAGUUGUGUUUUAUUACGAGCGCCUCCUGUUCUCCCACACCGUUUCUGUCGAGGGAAAAAAUGAAAAGAAAAGAAAAGUGCUUUGGUGCAUUUUGUUUUGGGCUCCACUUCGGCAAGGUGUUCAGUAAAUACCCGAUUAACACAAAAUCCUAUGGUAUUGUGUGUGUGGUCUCAUUCAAAGCCAGGUUUUCUGUUUGUUUCUUUCUUUCUUUUCUUUCAUUCUCUUUCUUCCUGUCUUUUUCCCUGCCCUCUUUUGAAUGUACCCCCUCUGAAUGUGAAGGAGACCACCCCCUUGCCCCCCACCACCCCACCCCACCCUGGUAGGCUGUAGGCUCUCUGGAUGUACUAGAUUUGACCAGUGGGAUGUCGUGCGAGGAGAGGAGAGGCGCGACAGAGGCGAGGUGGUGGCGACCCCUGUGGCCUCUGUGUAUAUGUUCUGUAAAUGUAGUGGUGACUCUCGUGUAUGCGUGUGUGUGAUUGAUCAGUGCAACGACCGCUCCACCCUGAACUCCCCCCCCCCCCCCCCCAACCAACCACCAUUACCACCACCAUCCCAUAGUGCCUCAGCACCUGAGUAGGACCUGCUGUCCUCUUGGCACUUACCCCUCACUUAACACCACCCAACACAACCCCCAUAUAAUACCUCCACCCUGAGCUGAGAACAUAGAAAAACAAGAGAAGAAAAACUGUUCUGUGCAUGCAUUCUAAGGUCUAUCAAUCCUGCAGAAAAGGUGAAAAUAAAUGAGAAACACAAUAAACCCCCUCAUUCUUACAAA
Messenger RNA from Clupea harengus (Atlantic herring), 3676 nucleotides. RefSeq names its product coronin 1Cb (gene coro1cb). Gene Ontology annotation, biological process: actin filament organization; cell migration. The record is from RefSeq and is a predicted model, not a curated record. Lineage: Eukaryota; Metazoa; Chordata; Actinopteri; Clupeiformes; Clupeidae. Gene Ontology annotation, molecular function: actin filament binding.